UUGAACUACAAUUCACUCUCUCUAUUUCUCUGUCUCUCUGUCCAUUUCUCACACUCAAAGGAGGAGCCUUUCGCUUUUGUUUCUUUCAAAAAUCUAAAAUUUAAGCUUAACCCAUAUCAAAGCUUACUCUUUUCUUUAUAUUUAAGCUGAACCCAGAAAAAUUCAGCUGCUUUUGAGCUGAUCUCACUCAAUUAGUUUUUCAAUAUGGAUUUGGUUGGUGGAACAGAGUUUCUAUUUCUCUUUGUAUCAUUUGCUUAUAUAAAUUGAGCAGCCCUGGAUUCUGCGUUCAUACAAUGGGGGUUGACAAAGAAGGUUCAAAAAAUGGAGGAGGUUAUGUAGGUGGAUUUUUUCAGCUAUUUGACUGGACUGCAAAAUCUCGGAAGAAGUUAUUCUCGAGCAAGUCAGAUUUUCCAGAGCGUUCAAAACAGGGGAAGAGAAGUGAUGGAAACUUACCAAUGACACGAUUCCAUCUGAUGGAUGAGGAUGAAAUUGGAGCAGGGACAAGCAUCAAAGGAAGUAGUGAUUACAGUUGUGCUUCAUCAGUUACUGAUGAUGACAUAUAUGGAGCUAGGGCCCCUAGUGUAGUGGCCAGGCUUAUGGGAUUAGAUUCUUUGCCUACGUCUUCUGAGCCUUACUCCACCCCUUUUUUUGACACUCAAUCUCUUCGAGAUGCUCAUUUCCGAAAUAGGAACCUUAAUUAUCAUCAUGACCAGAAAAUAAUUUAUCCUGGAGAUCUGUUCAAUAAGAUGGAGGGCCCUGCCAGGAAUUUUGGGGAGUCAAAGCCUCAGAAGAUAAUCAGCAAGCCCAUAGAGAGAUUCCAAACUGAAAGUUUGCCCCCUAAGGCAGCUAAAACAAUUCCAAUUACCCAUCAUAAACUUUUGUCUCCUAUCAAGAGUCCUGGUUUUGUUCCUACUAAGAAUGCUGCUCACAUAAUGGAAGCAGCUGCAAGAAUUAUCGAGCCUGGCCCCCAAGCUAUUUCUAGAGCCAAAAUGCCUAUGGUCAGGUCAUCCUCAGUGCCCGUGAAAGUUCGCGAUUUCAAAGAAAAAAUGGAGGCUGCACAGAAAAUGCCUAUGGUUGGAUCUUCUUCUGUGCCCUUGAAAGUUAGAGAUUUGAAAGAGAAAGUGGAAGCUGCCCAAAAAACAUCCAGGCUCACUGAAACAACUAGAAGACCAGUUGAGUCAAAUGCUGCCAAGUAUCUUAAAGGACAAUCUCUGAACAAGAGUUGGAAUGGGUCAACAGACACAACAUCACCCAGGGCUUCUGAUACAGAAGAAAUUUCUUCCGUUUUAAAGAGUAAGGGUAAGUCUAUUUCGCUUGCAAUCCAAGCAAAGGUCAAUGUACAGAAAAGAGAAGGAUUGGCUUCAAGCAGCAGUCGAAGUUUUCUCGGGCAGAAAGACCAGAGUGAGGUUAAGUCAAGUCAACCAUUCAAGAGCCAACCAUGUACUCAAAAGAGUUUGCAUAAGAAAUCUUCUAUGCACAAUGCUUCUGGUGUACUCAAGCAGAACAAUCAGAAGCAAAAUUGUAUAGUUGAUAAAGACAAAUUACCUUCAAAGUCCACGGCUUCCAACUUGCACAGUAGAAAAGUGCUCUCUGGGGAUUCUUCCUUUGGGCGACACAAAAUGUCAGGUAAAACUGUUGGGAAUUCCAAAACUGGCUCAAGGAAGUUGGGCUUUGGUGCAACAGAUAGUGAAAAAGGAGGUCCAUAUUCUGGUACAAAGAACCCAAGGAAGAAAAGAUCGAUUGAUAGGAAUUUCCAAUUUGAGAAAAAUCAGGUUGUUGAUAAUGUGUUGAUUGAAAAAAAUCAAAAGGAAGAUCAUCCUGUUACUGAAAGGAACUUCAGCUGGGUAGAAGAUAGCAAGAAGAAAGGCAUGGAUGUUGUCUCCUUCACAUUCACAGCCCCACUAACCCGGUCAAUGGAAACAUCUGCUCAGAUUGCACAGAAAAAUAACGGCAUUUGCAUGGAUAAUCAGGGUAAAAGAUUGUUGCUUGACACUGAGAGUAUGAAGUUGUCUUCGUUGGGAUAUAAUGUCAUAGGAGGAGAUGCUUUAAGUAUGCUUUUGGAGCAAAAGCUAAGGGAAUUAAGUAAUGCAGUUGAAUCUUCUUGCCACAAAUCUCUCAAUUCAGGAUCAGCUUCUAAUUCUAUGUCAUUUUCACAAGACCUGGUGCACACGCCUAAUGCUGUUACCACUACGCCGAGCUUAUAUGAUAAACAGGGUAGUUGUCACGGUUCCAACCUUUCCUCCACUGAUCUUCAACUGCUCAGAUUGAAGCAUAAGUUUCAGGGAGAUGAGAGCGAUGAAUGCAGCAGUAGCUGUCUUGAUGCUCGGCAACCUAGUCCAGUUUCUAUUCUUGAACCUUCCUUUUCGACUGAAAGCUGCAACUCUUCAGAUAGCACAGAUAGUUGCAGUAUAGAAGGAAGCAAGCACUGCUCAUCUGUUCAAGCUCAGGAAGUUCUUGGGCUGAGUUCUUCAAAGAAGUUACGCUCACUAGACGCUGACACAGAUUUAUCAGAUUCAGCUUCUUCCUUAUGUCCUGGAACUGUGGCUAAAAGAAAUCAAAAUACUGUUGUUAAGUCAGAUCCCAUGAAAUCAGUCAACUGGGAACUAGAAUAUGUAAAGCUGAUACUAUGUAAUGUGGAAUUGAUGGUCAAGGACUUUGCCUUAGGCCGUGCUCGUGAAAUCAUAAACCCUCAUCUUUUUGAUAAGUUGGAAAGCCGAAGAGCAGGAUUUCGAAGCAAUGGUGGGGAGUCUAGGCUAGAACGGAAGGUACUAUUUGAUUCUGUCAGCGAAUGCUUAGACUUGAGAUGCAGGCGGUACGUGGGUGGGGGAUGCAGAACAUGGGCAAAAGGGAUGAUGAUUCUGAGAAGAAAUGAGUGGUUAGCUGAAGAAGUGUACAAGGAGAUCUCAGGGUGGAGAGGCAUGGGUGAUUGUAUGGUGGAUGAGCUUGUGGACAAGGACAUGAGCAGUCAAUAUGGAAAAUGGCUGGACUUUGAGGUUGAUGCAUUUUCACUUGGAGCAGACAUUGAGGGUCAAAUACUGAACACCUUGGUUGAUGAGGUGGUUGCUGAAGUCUUGCAACUUUAAUGCUUUCUGCUUAGUCACACCAGGUGUAGAAUGGAUGAGCUCGUGCACAAGCACAUGGCCUAUAUGGGAAAUGGCCAGGGCUUUAAAGUUGAUGAGUGCAUUUGUACUUGGAGACAGUGAGGGCUAAAUUGAAUGCUUUUGGUUGCUGAAUUGAUCAAUGAUAGCUUGCACUGUUUUAAGCCUUUAGUUUUGCCACUUCCAAUGUAUGUUUCUCUUCAUAAAUCUUACCCCUUGGGGGGGAUCUUUGUCUCAUGAAGAUUCUUAAAAGUUCAUUCUUCAAA
This is a messenger RNA of Theobroma umbraticum, 3364 nucleotides long. RefSeq lists its product as uncharacterized. Lineage: Eukaryota; Viridiplantae; Streptophyta; Magnoliopsida; Malvales; Malvaceae. The record is from RefSeq and is a predicted model, not a curated record.